Messenger RNA from Galeopterus variegatus (Sunda flying lemur), 2627 nucleotides. It is a transcript of the gene FGD4, whose product is annotated as FYVE, RhoGEF and PH domain containing 4. Gene Ontology annotation, cellular component: cytoplasm. Gene Ontology annotation, biological process: cytoskeleton organization; filopodium assembly. The annotation marks the transcript as partial. Gene Ontology annotation, molecular function: metal ion binding. The record is from RefSeq and is a predicted model, not a curated record. The transcript has 7 exons. NCBI's taxonomy places the organism in Eukaryota, Metazoa, Chordata, Mammalia, Dermoptera, Cynocephalidae.
UUCAACAACAUGUUGCUAUAUUGUGUGCCCAGAUUCAGCUUGGUAGGAUCUAAAUUCACAGUUCGAACCAGGGUUGGCAUCGAUGGAAUGAAAAUUGUAGAGACUCACAAUGAAGAAUAUCCACAUACUUUCCAGGUAUCUGGGAAAGAGAGAACACUGGAACUGCAGGCCAGUUCUGAGCAAGACAAAGAAGAAUGGAUCAAGGCCCUUCAAGAAACUAUUGAUACUUUUCAUCAAAGGCAUGAAACCUUCAGAAAUGCAAUUGCAAAGGAUAAUGACAUUCACUCAGAGGUUUCUACUGCUGAACUGGGGAAAAGAGCCCCAAGAUGGAUCCGAGAUAACGAAGUGACGAUGUGUAUGAAAUGCAAAGAGUCUUUCAAUGCAUUGACGAGGAGAAGGCAUCAUUGUCGAGCAUGUGGACAUGUGGUUUGUUGGAAGUGUUCCGACUACAAAGCUCAACUUGAGUAUGAUGGUGGUAAAUUGAACAAAGUUUGUAAAGACUGUUAUCAAAUAAUUAGUGGAUUCACAGACAGCGAAGAAAAGAAAAGAAAAGGAAUUUUAGAGAUUGAAUCAGCCGAAGUAUCUGGAAACAGCGUGGUGUGCAGCUUUCUUCAGUACAUGGAGAAGUCAAAACCGUGGCAGAAAGCUUGGUGUGUGAUCCCCAAGCAAGACCCUCUUGUGCUGUACAUGUAUGGUGCCCCCCAGGAUGUCCGAGCCCAGGCCACCAUUCCGCUCCUGGGCUAUGUUGUGGACGACAUGCCACGGAGUGCAGACCUGCCACACAGUUUCAAACUGACCCAGUCCAAAUCUGUGCACAGCUUUGCUGCAGACAGUGAGGAGCUGAAACAGAAGUGGCUGAAAAUCGUCCUUUUAGCUGUCACAGGUGAGACACCAGAUGGUCCAGAUGAGCAUCCGGCCACCUUGGACGAUCAUCCUGAACCUAAGAAAAAACUAGAAUGCUGAACUCCAGGACCAACCAAAGGGUGGUGGUCUCAGGACAUUCCUAGCUCUCCUUACUGAUCUCUUAGCACUUUAUGUUGAAAAAUAUAGGCUCAUAAAUGCAUCUUUUGGGGACUAUUUUCCUAUGUUUAUGUACUCAGUGAAAUUAAUGUGCAGAGCCAUUCUACCGAUAAAGUUUUGAAAUGUGUUAAAAAUGGAGCAUUUUUUAUGAGCGAUUCUUUAAAUAUGUACUUUUGUCUUGAAGAAAAUGGUGUCAAUUGAUUCUAUCACUAUCAGGUUAGAACAGGCCACUUUAACUUAAGAAGUCCUUUAAUGUCUUCUCUUUCACAAGUAGCACCUAUAACAGUUUGAAAGAUAUACCUCCAUGUUGCCAAAAUAGAUCCAUGGUGAAAAAUACAGGGACAGUUUAGUCUAUUAUAUAAACUUAUUUAAUUAAGUUUAAAUCUCAAGCUGCAUAAAUGAUGUUAUAAAAGAAAGUACAAAUUGUUGUUCCGACUUUUGACUUAUUAAGAAAAGAUAUUGGUGGUUUUUGUAGAAAUAUUCCUAAGAAUAUAAUAUCUUAAGUAUAUCAACUAUGUGUAUAGUAUUAAAGAUAAAUAUAUAUAUACACUGUUUAUGCUUUUCUCCUCAGCUUUAGGUUCACAUUCAUCUCUAAUUUAUUUUUGAAAUAUAAAGCAUGUUUUAUCCUGGAAUUGAGCAGUGUUCUAAACUUAAAUGUUUUUGGUGAUUUAUGUUUAAUUGAUUGGCAUUUAAGGGUAUUGAUAUUUUUAUAAUAAGAAAAAGCAGUGAUUUAUGUGGCAUGGGAUAUAUUACUGAAUUCCAACAGUAUUUUUAGAGUACUAUUUUUUGUUCUGUGCCUAUUUAAAACAGUGCCUCUCUUAGAAGGUGCUAUUAAUACCUAUUUCAAUAUGAGGGUUUAGUUAAUGCAUCAGUCUGGAUUAUUCUAAGGUACAGUGCAUUUUGGUCACUGGGCUGGUCAAAGUCAUACAGAUUAUUUUACCUUUUAGAGUCCUAUAAUUGUUGCAGUAGUUAACAUCAGCACAUACAAAAAUUUUCACCAAAACCUGUACUGUAUAAGACACCUGACCUUUCACAGGACUGGGACAUGUAGAAACAACAUUUAUCGUAAUGUUUUUCUUUUCCAUAAGACUGUUAAGCCUGGUUAAAUGAGGGCUAUACAUAAUGAACAUUUAAGACAACUGUGUAGGCCCAUUCCUUUGUCAGAUAUGAAAAUAAAUUUCACAUGUGAUAACCUAUGUUUUGGGGCAGGAGGUGGUAGAGAGAUUUAAAAAAAGUUUAUGCUCAACCACCUCACCAAAGAAGGCGGGAAAACACAAUAUUGAAAAGCAAUAUUUUAAUGGCAGAUUUUCAGGAGAUACAAAUACUUGAAGAGAGUGUGAGAAUUUUCCCCCUUUUAUCCCUGGGAAAUUUUAAUAGACAAAAUGUGAUUCCUUGUCACGAAGGCUGCUUAUUUUAUUGUACGUGAUUAAAAUCUCACAUUAAAUUGACUAAUUCUUUUCUCAGAUCUUUUUUCUUUAUACUUUCAUACCCCAUAUAUUAUCACUUUUUAAUAUACUAGUCUGCUAGAAAUCCACAAGAAUGACCCUACUAUCCUCAGUCUUUAAGGAUUACACCCUAAAUAUAGAAUAGAUUUACUCAGAAUUUGA